CUCACCUCCACCUGAUGCGUGUUCGGCAGUUCGAGAUCGAACUCUGUCCCCGGUGUUUCCGAAUAGUAGGGCGUAAGCUACGUUAAGCAUCUGCUUCUUUUCUCAUAAUGUGAGUUAAGCUCUUACUGUUCCGUAAGAAUCCUCUGUUUGGAAUGGGCUCUGUGAACAGUUCCAGUUAUUCUCUCCACGUUUCGUGCUGGCAUCAUUGGCGGACUUCUUGGGUGUUCCUUGGUUAUUGUCCUAAAUUUAGGUUGUGAAGCAGGAGUGUGCAACCAGGCCUAGUAGGCCCCUGCCCUGUUGACUAGCAUAGGCCUGUUCCCUUUUCUUUCAGAUCUCCAAAAAAUGGCCAAUACUAAGGAAAGGACAUUCAUUUGCGUGAAGCCCGAUGGGGUUCAUCGUGGUAUCAUUGGGGAGAUCAUCAAGAGGUUCGAGCAGAAGGGCUUCAAGCUGGUCGCCAUGAAAAUGAUGCAUGCUUCAGAGGACCACCUGAAGAAGCACUAUGCUGAACUGUCUUCCAAACCCUUCUUCCCUGCCCUCGUACAAUACAUGUCAUCUGGACCUGUGGUUCCAAUGGUUUGGGAAGGAUUAAAUGUUGUGAAGAUGGGCAGAAUGAUGCUGGGAGAAACCAAUCCUGCAGACUCUAAGCCUGGAACAAUUCGUGGCGAUUUUUGUAUCCAAGUGGGAAGGAAUAUUGUCCAUGGUUCAGAUUCAGUCGAGAGUGGCAAGAAGGAGAUUGCCUUAUGGUUUUCAGAGAAGGAACUUGUUGAUUGGCAGCCUGUAGCAGAACCAUGGGUUUAUGAGUAACUCUCAUAUUGCACUCCUAGUGCAUAGAAGUAUUCAAGGAAAUAAAAGCUUUAGACAGAA
Darwinula stevensoni is the source of this 864-nucleotide messenger RNA. Lineage: Eukaryota; Metazoa; Arthropoda; Ostracoda; Podocopida; Darwinulidae. The record is from the annotation of a GenBank genome assembly.